This is a messenger RNA of Fusarium sp. VM40, 669 nucleotides long. The record is from the annotation of a GenBank genome assembly. NCBI's taxonomy places the organism in Eukaryota, Fungi, Ascomycota, Sordariomycetes, Hypocreales, Nectriaceae.
AUGAGCGAACACGGCACCAUUCGAAGCGAACUCCGCAAUCUCAAGGUCCUCGAAGGACCGGCGGAAAAAUGCGACUUCAGCACUUUUCCUUCCACACCAGAUGAGUCAUUUCGAAAAUGGUUGAAAGAAGCCAUCGAAGCCGGUGUCAAAGAACCGCACGCAAUGACAAUUUCCACUGUCGACGAGGAUGGCUGCCCAGAUGCUCGAGUUCUCAUUCUGAAGAACGUUGAUGCACGCGGAUGGCACUUUGCGAUCAAGGGCAAUAGCCCCAAGGGCGUACAGCUCGCUGCUAACCCGAAUGCUGCGCUGACGUUUUACUGGCCUGACCAAGGGCGACAGAUCCGUAUUCGGGGAAAGGCGGUUGCGUUGCCGGAUGAUGAAUGUGAGCAGGACUUUGCAGAUCGACCAUCGUCGUCCAAGAUUGCGGCGUUGGGGUCGAAGCAGAGUCAGGUGCUGCAGGAUGUGGAUGAAAUCGAGAGGAAUAUGGAGUCUGCUCGACAGGAAUUUGAGGGCAACGCGCAUAUGGUUUUGCCAGACUGGAAGGUCUAUGCAGUUCUUCCAAACUCAGUAGAGUUCUGGCAGGGAUCUAAGGACCGACUUCACCAGAGGCUGCAGUACAGGCGUGAUUCUGCGGGACAGCAGUGGGAGAAGCAGCUUUUAUGGCCUUGA